Fonticula alba is the source of this 362-nucleotide messenger RNA. RefSeq names its product DNA-directed RNA polymerase I, II, and III subunit RPABC5. The transcript is spliced from 4 exons. The coding region runs from base 94 to 303 and encodes 69 amino acids. Lineage: Eukaryota; Rotosphaerida; Fonticulaceae. Gene Ontology annotation, molecular function: DNA-directed RNA polymerase activity; zinc ion binding; DNA binding. The record is from RefSeq and is a predicted model, not a curated record. Gene Ontology annotation, biological process: tRNA transcription by RNA polymerase III; transcription by RNA polymerase I; transcription by RNA polymerase II. Gene Ontology annotation, cellular component: RNA polymerase I complex; RNA polymerase II, core complex; RNA polymerase III complex.
CCGCCCCCUCCUCCCGCGUCUUCUCGCCCUCCCCCGCCUGCCCCUCCGCCUGCGCGCCCACCCGCCAGCCCUCCUCCCUCGCCCAAUCAGAGAAUGAUCAUCCCGGUUCGCUGCUUCACCUGCGGUAAGGUCAUCGGUGACAAGUGGGAGCCGUACCGCGAGCUCCUCCAGAACAACAAGCCCGGCGAUGCCCUGGACAUGCUGGAGCUCCGCCGUUACUGCUGCCGCCGCAUGCUUCUCACCCACGUCGACCUGAUCGAGAAGCUGCUGCGUUACAACGUGCACGAGCGCCGCAACAACUAGGGACCUUCUCCCCUUCUCUCCCCUUAUCUUCCCCCCCCCCGCACACACACACACACACA